Messenger RNA from Vanessa atalanta (red admiral), 3256 nucleotides. RefSeq lists its product as uncharacterized. Lineage: Eukaryota; Metazoa; Arthropoda; Insecta; Lepidoptera; Nymphalidae. The record is from RefSeq and is a predicted model, not a curated record. Bases 161 to 2005 code for a protein of 614 amino acids. The transcript has 9 exons.
UUAUUCAGCUAUAUACUCAACACUCGCUACUCUUUCUCUGUGAUACAAUACAAUACAACUAUUUUUUCGUCUGUCAGUUUCAUUGACGGUUUGAGUUACUGGUAUUUUGAUAUUUAAGUUAUUUUUUUAGAUGGUUUAAUAAAUGAAAUAACAUAGUAUCAUGGCCUCAAUACCACAUAUACAAAUGUUUAUAUUAUUAUUUCUAGUUUCAUACACAAUAUCUUCAAUAUCGGCUGAAUGCUCUAUUCCUGUAGUUUUAAGAAACACAUGGUUUUCAUUUGAAAAUGGAAAGCAGACCAUCACUGAUAUUAAUGCAAAUGAGAUGACAGGAAGAGGUCUGUGUGUGAAUAUUAAGGCUGAUUACCAUGUUAACUAUACAAUGGUAUUCCGGUAUACCAAGUGCUACUAUUGUGUUAAACUCAUAGUUCGGACAGUUAAUGUACUGGAGAAAAUUGAAACACCAUGUGUGGAUGUCGGACAAGAUGAAGAGCCAACAGUUGAAAGAGUGUGCAAAGGCCUUAAUCCUGAUCAGUCUUUAACUACAUUGUUCUCGGAGAAUUCUGUCCCAGUCAAUUGUAGAUCAUCUCUUGAAGGUGUCUGGCAGUUUGCUUAUCAAAAUCGUUUCAGAUUCACUGGAGAAUGCAAGCAUCCAGAUGCUCAGAUCAAAUCGUGUCAAACAGCUGGAACACAGUUUUUAAUUACUAAUCAGAAGUUUAAUAUUACAUACAGGAAGUGUCCUGGAAUGUCUGGUACUUUUGAUGGUGUCGUUGAAUAUAGCUGUUUAGGUCAUUGGUUUGUUGAUAAAAAUCAUUUCUUUGCUGUUGCAAACACGAAGGAGUCUCGUAAAGAUGAAAGAUACCGUUGCUUCCUGAAGAACAGAGAUGAUGAUCUAUAUAUUGGUGCGUCAAUCACACCACAGUGUAAUACGUUGAAGACCGUUGAGAAAUCACCAGAGAGAUACAGAAUUACUCCUGUUAAGGCAGAGGUAGUAGAACCAGGAUGUCGUUUACCACAAAACUUUUCUGGUGAUUGGAUCAACACUGCUAAUAUUGAUGCUGAUGUUUUUAUUAAUGAGACACAUAUAAUUGAAACUUAUUAUCCCGAUGAGAGCAGAUCUAGACGUACUAUUUAUGUUUGCAGAGAACAGCGUGACAGCCGUGUAAUGAUGGCUCGACUUACUGUUGAUGGUUGUCAGAAGGACUAUGUCUGUUUCGAUUUCGUACCACAACAUCACAAUGUUAUAAGAUAUCGUAAAGGUUUAGCUAUGAUACAAAGUAACUUCCACACAGUAUGCUCAUGGGUGCAAUUUAAAAACUCGCAGCAAUGGCGGUACGAUAUUUUCCUAAAGAAAGUUCCCACACCUAUACGUUGCCCUGUAGCAGGUAAAUUUAAUUUUACACAAAGGGGUGACGUCAGGUUCGAAACAAGAAUUUUAGGUGGUGUAACAUUGAGCCCUCGGCCAAAUUUGUACUGCAAGUUGAAUUUAAGUGACUUUUCAGUGUGCGAUACAGAACAAAAGACUAUUCAAAUUAAGGAAAAUUAUUGCCUAUCUGUAGACUAUUUAGGUAGACCAGUGGAUAUUUACAGUGAUCCUGAUUACAAAAUGAAUUGCAUAGGAUAUUGGAAAGAGAAUUUGAAAUCUUAUCUCAUUACAUAUGAUGAGUUAGAUCCUUUCUCAAAGUACAGAUGUUGGGUGUAUCAGAGAGCUGACCUAAACCGGGUUCUCAUGUCUCAAGCGUUGGGUCCGUAUUGUGACUUAAAACAGGAUGUGACCUCAUGGAACUAUACAGAAGGCGCGGCAGUCGCCGUUGAAAUGGAGGAGUAUGAAAGAGAAAGGGAUCAAUGUCCUAUGCGUUUUGAUGAUGGUAGUGACCCUUGGUCAAAUAAGGAAAAUCAUGUUAAAAUUUUCUCCUUCAGUUACUCAUUUUGGAGGAAUAAUUCUGCAUCAACUUUAGAAAUAUUUAUCCCACUUCUAGUAGCAGCUUUAAUGUACUUAUUGAAAUAGUCUUAAUAAUUGAUAUAUAUUUAUUGUAGGCCACAUUACACAAUACUUAUCUAUUCCAAUAAUAUAUUUAUCAGACUUUUCAGUCAAUUUAAUGAUUCUGACAUAGAAUUUAACAUCAUAGAAUUAAAUUGUUUGAUUUUUUACUUUUUGACUCAAUGUUUAGAUAGGUACUAAUUCUAUUUAUAUGAAACUUCUUUAUGAUCAUAGUUCAUAGUUUCAGGUUCUAUAUAGUAUGUAAGUAAAUAGGUUGCAUAUAUGAGAUAUGGCUUAACAUGUUGACAUAGUUGGAGAGAAAAAUGACUUUCCAGGUACUUUUGAAGCCAAUGCUGUAAGAACUAACAAUAAUAUGUCGAAAUUAAACCCCAUCGAAAUUGGGGCAAGCAGCUAGCUUUUUAAAUAUUUUAGCUACUGUAUUUUACAAUUUAUUUAAUUAGACAUACUCAAUUAACAAAUUAAAUGUAAGUACCAAAUAUAUACAAAGCAAGCUGUUGAUUAUAUAUGAACACUAACAUGAAUACUGUCACAGUAAUGUUUUUGUUAUUGACAUCAAAAUAUUGAUAAAAAACAAUCAUAGUAUGCCAGUAAAAAUUUACCUAAUCAGUAUUUAUUAAGGCAUUACUGCAUAAUACAUUGAGUGCACCUAAAAUCAUUUGGUUUUCAAUCUUAUGAGUCCUUAAAAUUUUAAAAUUAAGGUGUUAAUUUAUUUAAUUUGUCAAAGAAAAAUAUUGUGUAAUGUUGUGUAAAACAGCUGCAGUUAUAUAUAUAUAUUAACUUUGUCUAAUUUAGUUGUUUUGUCUGUAAUAAAAAAGUGUAAUAGUAAUAAUAAUAAUAACAACAUUAUUCACUAAAGCUUAAAUUUUAUUAAUAAAAGUUAUAUGAUAAAAAAAAAUCUGACACAUAUUGCUGAAAUCACACAAGAGGCAAAUAUCUUUAUUAUUUUUGUUGCAUUUUAUAUUACCUCAACAUACUAUGUACUUAUGAAUUCUGCUGUACAUUUUUACAAUUAAUAGAAUAUUAAGUUUCUAAGAUAUUUUCAUAGAGAUAUGAUAGUUAUUAAGUCAUAAUUUUUAAAUGGGAAUCUCUCAUUAGAUUGUACUAUUAAAUGUGCCUUAUAACAUGUCUUGUGAAAACAAUGAAUUAUUUUUAAAAAUUUUGUGAUCAAUUUUAACGACCUGUGAAUAUCAGUCCGUCCAAUAAGUAAGUUUUUAUUUUAUACUUAUUUUUAUUAGAAAAUACAAAUAAAAUAAAUAA